Messenger RNA from Talaromyces marneffei, 1347 nucleotides. RefSeq lists its product as uncharacterized. The record is from RefSeq and is a predicted model, not a curated record. The transcript has a single exon. The coding region runs from base 1 to 1347 and encodes 448 amino acids. Lineage: Eukaryota; Fungi; Ascomycota; Eurotiomycetes; Eurotiales; Trichocomaceae.
AUGAAUGGUCCUUCGUGGGCGGGGUCCUCUGCGUAUGUGCACCCUUCCCUGUUGACAUCCCACCUGGAGGCAUAUGCAAACGAGCGACAUGCGUCUAUCGAUUCAUCCUCGACUAAUUCUCAACCACGCGUUGGAUCUCUAUCCUCUGCGCCCAACCCAAAUAGCUCUUCAUUAUCUACCCCCUCUCAGAACACAAAUAAUGGCGGUGCCGGCGCUGACGGCUCUACAUCUUCCCUGUCUUCUGCUCCUGCUCCGCUGGAUUACGUCGCGAAUCCUUUUACCAGGAUAAAUGACCGAACGUACUUUCGCGACCCCGAAAACUCCUAUCCGUUACCAUGCGACCUUCCGGAAAUACAUCGGCAGUCUCUUCGGACGAUGACCCUUAUUCGAGUCUUCGGUGCUCCGUACUGCGCGACGCCAUUGAAAGAUAAGCGACCGAAGAAGAUCCUUGAAUUAGCAUGCGGCUCAGGUCUUUGGUCGCAUGCAUGUCACGACUAUUUCCUUGAACAGGACGCCGGAGAUUCGAAAUCGCCAAAGGGCACAUUGAAGGAUAACAAGAAUACUACAUCCUUUACGGGUCUUGACAUUGUCUCCAUUGCGCCGGAUUUGCGCCGGAAGGGAGUCGAUUGGCAGUUUGUUCGACACGACAUUCGCAAGCCCCCUCUACCAUUUCCCUCAGACCACUUUGAUUUUGUAUUCAUCAAGGAUGCCGGACUAUGUCAGUCCGCCACAGCGCAGCAAAUAGAUCUGCUGGGUGAACCCUUGCGAGUACUCAAGCGUGGCGGUAUUCUCGAAGUGUGGGAUUCCGACCAUGUAUUCCGUGCUCUUCUACCUAAUCCUUCUCCGGCGCCCAACGUAUCCAAGAAAGACCAAAAACAUGCUGAUUUCACUGCGACAUACACCAUCUCUCCCGCGACUCCGUUUGCUGCAGCACAGAACAAGUACUUACUCGACUACAAUUCAUGGGUGGAAAAGGCAUUCGAGAAGCGCAAACUCACACCCAUGCCAUGCGCCACCAUCGGCCUUUCUUUCACAACCGAGGCCGACGCGUUCCGAAGCGGGGGUAGUCGCCGUAUCGCAAUUCCGCUUGGCGCAGAGGUACGGUGGGAACAGACCAGUGGGCGGGGGAAGUUGAAUGCUGAGCAGUUGGAUCUACGACACACUGCACUCACAACUACCAUUCAGAUGAUAGAGGGAAUGGAGCCGAUGUUGAUGGAGGCCAGCGGAAAGAGUCAGGACGAAUGGGACCGAUGGUGGGCAGCCAUGACCACAGACUUGUUGCAAAAGAACGGACUUGCCAAUGGUGAAUGUCUCGAAGUGGGUGCCUGGUGGGGCCAGAAGAGAUAA